Molecule: messenger RNA, 834 nt
Organism: Hyaloscypha bicolor E
Lineage: Eukaryota; Fungi; Ascomycota; Leotiomycetes; Helotiales; Hyaloscyphaceae
Exons: 2
Coding region: 1-834 (277 amino acids)
Source: RefSeq, a predicted model, not a curated record
AUGCCUUUGACAUCGGCCGUUGAGUACAGUCUCGGAAAUCGUCACACCCCUAAAAGUCUUGGGUGGACGAACGACACACCAUACGCAAAGCUCUAUGAGCUCCGAGUCCCUAAGGGUAAGGAACCAUACUUGGAAUUGCUGCCCAGAUGGACUGUUACUUUUGCGACACCACAGAGAGUCUACUUGGACAAACCGGAGAACCCGCAAAAGGACGAGUUCCCUUGCCAGUAUCCUGGCUCCUGCCCAAAUAAUAAGUCCAAUGUUUUCGGCAGACCGGCCGAUCUCGAGCGUCACUACAAGGUCGUCCACGCACCUGAUCAGAUAGAAACCUUUCCUUGCGACUAUCGUAAGUGUAACAGAUCAACAGAGCCGUUCACUCGCAAAGACCACUACCGCGACCACCUACGAGACUAUCACAAGGAGGACAUCGGUUCUGCGAAGACGGACAAGAUGGCUAAGAACAACAAGGAGAUAUAUGCGAAGUUGCAGCGAGAUUGGCUGAAGGAGAGACACACGAGACCAGGGUCUUGGAGGUGUGGGAAGUGUUUGGUCAAGGUGGACGUCAAAAUCCACGGCUGGGACUGUCCUGAGUGCAAAACCUCCUGUGAGGGGGAUCGCGUCAAGGUUCGCCAACUGCUAGCCGGGGAAAAUGGCAAGGCAGAGAAGGAAGAGACUUACGGGGAGUCAAUGGGAAUGGCCCUUGAGCAGAAUGAGUAUUACUCAUACUCGGGACCUACGGCUUGCUCUGUGUGUGAAGGGUCGGAGUGGAUCGAAGAUGGCUAUGGCGCUUGGCAACCAUGUGCACAUGCUCACACACAAGUGCAUUACUUGUAA